This is a messenger RNA of Anopheles coluzzii, 2650 nucleotides long. RefSeq names its product solute carrier family 46 member 3-like. Gene Ontology annotation, molecular function: transmembrane transporter activity. The transcript has 6 exons. The coding region runs from base 35 to 1708 and encodes 557 amino acids. Lineage: Eukaryota; Metazoa; Arthropoda; Insecta; Diptera; Culicidae. Gene Ontology annotation, biological process: transmembrane transport. The record is from RefSeq and is a predicted model, not a curated record. Gene Ontology annotation, cellular component: membrane.
UUUAAACAUUCAUUUUCAUAGAUUUCUUUCCAGAAUGAGGAACCUACAGCCUCCGAAAGGUAGCGAAAAAGUUGCUGAUGAGUUGAAGGUGAAAGAAAAGAAAAGUCCGUCCUCAUUGCGAGAAAAGUAUCUGUACUUUAAACGCAACAUAACCGUCGAACCGAUGCUGGCCUGCUACAUCAUGCCGAGCGUUUUGGCUGGAUUGGCGACGCAGAACCUCAACCUGGAGAAAGCUUGUCGGGUGAAUCUCGGCUACGGAGACGUAAUCUGCGAUGCAUUGACCCGCCGUGACACAGCAAACUACACGCACGAGGAAGAGAUGGUGCAGCAUCUGGUGGCACGAAUGGCGGGGUGGAAGACGGUGCUGCAGAGCGCAUUGCCCUGCAUGUUGAUACUGUUUUGGGGUUCAUGGAGCGAUCGCCAUGGUCGGCGGAAGCCGUGCAUGUUGAUACCGAUCAUUGGUGAGUUUAUGACGGCGAUCGGGUUGAUUCUGUGCACGUACUUCAAGUCUGUUCCGAUGGAGGUGGCCGGUAUAACGGAAGCUCUGUUCCCUGCCCUAACGGGCGGCUGGUUUACGAUGUUCAUGGGCGUCUUCAGCUACAUUGCUGACGUGACCACGACCGAGGAGCGCACGCUGCGUAUUGGAAUUGUGAACUUGUGCUUUUCGUUGGGCGUCCCUAUUGGAAUGGCCUUCAGCGGAAUCCUUUUGAAACAAAUUGGGUUCUACGGAGUGUUUUCGAUAUCGGCCUCACUCUACCUGGUAGCGUUCUUCUACGGCGUGUUCGUGGUAAAAGAGGUGGACAUACUGAACGAGAAGCAGCGGCUGCGAGCCCAGGAGAAGGGACUGCUGGCCGAUUUCUUUGAUCGGGAGCACGUGAUGGAAACAUUCCGGGUAGCAUUUAAAAUUGGCGAACGGCAGCGUCGUCUCCGUGUGAUCAUGCUGAUGAUAGUGGUCAUGGUCGUGAUUGGGCCCCUGCACGGAGAGAUGGCGGUAAUUUAUCUAUUCACACGCUACCGGUUCAACUGGAGUGAGGUCGAGUUUAGCUUCUUCUCUACGUACGGCAUGCUGACCGGGCUGAUUGGGACGUUAUUUUCUGUAGGUGUUUUUUCCCAUUUGCUCAAAAUAGACGACGCACUGAUAGGCGUUAUGUCAUGCAUGUCAAAGAUACUAUCUAGCUUCGUGUAUGCAUUCGCUGUUACCACCUGGCAGCUGUAUCUGGGCCCCAUUGUUGAAAUGCUUAACGGCACGUCCUUCAUUUCAAUGCGUUCGAUCGCUUCUAAACUCGUCGCCAGCGAUGAACUGGGCAAAGUGAAUUCAUUGUUCGGUGUGGCCGAAGCGUUGAUGCCGCUAGUGUACGCGCCCCUCUACACUACAGUCUACACACUGUCGAUAAAUGUUCUGCCGGGAGCAUUUUUCCUGCUAGGUGGCGCUCUCACCUCGCCGGCAGUAGUGAUUUUCCUCUGGAUGUAUCGCGUGCAUAGGCGUGAAGCUCGUGAGCUUGCCGAGGAGAAACGCAUCGAGGAUAAGUAUCGGCAACUGGGCGAUAGUGGCGAAAGCAACGGGUGCCGCACGAUCGUGACGGAGCAAGCGGAUCGCAGGCAAAAAAUACCAGAUUAUGGCACGGGGAUCGCUAAUGCUGCCUUUGAGGAGGAGAAUAUCGGAGCAGGAAAGGUCCCAACGGCGACAGUCGACCAAUCGAAGCUGUGAUAUUCCAUCGAUACAAAACGAAACAGAUGUAGAUGUAGAUAGUAUGUGUGUAAAUACAAUCAAAGAGUAAUGUACUAAAAACGCUGCCGCUGUAGUAAGUGUGUGUGUGUGUUUGUGUGCGUGUUUUUAUUUGGGUUUUUGACGGGGGUUUGGUAACACGCGUACUGAAGGGAGUACUAAUAUUUAGCGGCACGUUAACAACAACAGCACAAGUGCAGAAUAAAAUUGGCCUUUUUAUUGCAAUCUGAAUAGGUAGAGUGAAUGCAAGCGAUUAAUACGCGAUUAUGGAUGGCACUGCACCGUAAUGUGCGUUUCAAGUGGCACCCUUCUAGCAUGAGUAGUGGUAUUAGCAGUGAAGAUAACAUACCUCGAUAAGUGAUGCGUACUACUGGAGAGAAGCAGUGAUAAGCCGGAUGAAUGCGUGAGUGUGUACAAUGGCAGAACCGAACGAAACUGAGAGUGUGAGUGUAGCGCGCUUAGGGGAGCGUGUAAUCCUCGCCCGAUCGUUUCGAGCACCAACUUCAAACCACACACCAUUUGGAUUCGCCCGUCCAAGCGGUACAAAAAGUGAUCAACCGCAUUGCGCGAACGGGUAACAACAAAAGCAUAUUAGCGGCAAUGCAUGGAAAGUUCUCCGACAGUUGAUCCAGCAGAGUUGAACAGAGCGGAGCAAACGCCUAAGCCGCACUACAGUGUCGAUAGGUACGAUUGUAAUAGCACGGCCAGUUUCUGGUGGUCAAGCUAAUAACCAGCCACGCGACGGUGCGAAGGUGUGUGAGCACGCUUCUGCCGGCGAAAUAAUAUGUGAUUUUAAUACCGAACGAAGCGUUUGCGUUUGCCGUGCCUGUUUUCGUGGUAACCAUUACACAACGGAAGGUUUGCAGUGUGUCGGAACCGUUCGCAUACCGACGAUCGUUUGGCGGCACUGGAGAGGCGUACAUU